Messenger RNA from Ceutorhynchus assimilis (cabbage seed weevil), 1023 nucleotides. The record is from the annotation of a GenBank genome assembly. Lineage: Eukaryota; Metazoa; Arthropoda; Insecta; Coleoptera; Curculionidae.
AUGGAAAUAGCAGGAAUCCAGUUUGCUCCGCUCAAAGUCCCUCUAGAUAGAAGAUUGCAAACAUUAGCAGCAGGAGCCGGCUUCGUCUGGCUUAUUUUCGGAGGCUUCAUUUGCCUUAUUUGGUCCAUAUACCUUGUCCUAUUCACCAAAUAUUGGCUCUUGAUUGUAGCCUAUUUAGGUUGGUUCGUUUUGUGGGACAUUAAAAUUUCUGAGCAAGGUGGCCGGCCUUCGAGAUGGGUCAGAAGCUGGAGAUGGUGGAAGUAUAUGAAAGAUUACUUUCCAGCUGUGCUGGAAAGGUUGCCAUGGGUGGAACUGGAUCCAAAAAAAAACUACCUAUUUUGCUGUUUUCCACAUGGAAUGUUAUCUUUAGGAGUUUUUUGCACUUUUGGUAGUGAAUAUGGGGAAUUCAAAACCUAUUUCCCCAAUCAUCAAGCGCAUGUGGUAACACUCAAUCAGCAUUAUAUAAUGCCAUUUUUUAGAGAAAUUGCAUUGGCUUUAGGAGGUAUUUCCGCUGAAGCCAGAGCCAUAGAUCAUGUGUUGAAGAAUCCAGAAGGUGGUCAUGUUUGUGUACUCAUGCCAGGGGGGGCACAGGAAAGUUACUAUUGUAAACCUGGCCAGUAUCAGAUUGUAUUGAAAAAAAGAAAAGGUUUCGUCAAAUUGGCUCUGAAAAAUGGUACGCCAUUGGUGCCGGUACUAUCGUUUGGUGAAACAGAUACGUUUGAUCAAGUCGAAGGUAAUACUUUGAGGAAAAUUCAAGAAACUAUUAGGAGAUGGAUUGGGGUGGCUCCAGUGGUACCUGUUGGCAGGGGAUUUUUCCAAUACAGUUUUGGUUUAAUACCGAGGAGAAAACCUAUAUGGGUUGUUGUUGGUCAUCCUAUGGAAGUUCCCAAAAUUGAAAGUCCCACUCACGAGCAAGUAGAGGAAUACCAUGCAAAGUUCAGUAAAGUUCUAGAGGAAAUGUUCGAGGAACAAAAAUAUAAUUAUUUAAAAGAACCAGAAAAUAAAAAAUUGGUUAUCCUAUGA